Fusarium graminearum PH-1 is the source of this 1530-nucleotide messenger RNA. RefSeq lists its product as uncharacterized. The record is from RefSeq and is a predicted model, not a curated record. Gene Ontology annotation, molecular function: monooxygenase activity; iron ion binding; oxidoreductase activity, acting on paired donors, with incorporation or reduction of molecular oxygen. NCBI's taxonomy places the organism in Eukaryota, Fungi, Ascomycota, Sordariomycetes, Hypocreales, Nectriaceae. The coding region runs from base 1 to 1530 and encodes 509 amino acids. The transcript is spliced from 5 exons.
AUGUCGACCUACAUUGAUAUCGUGUUGGAAAAUCCGCAAUAUGCGGUGUUAUCUACUAUCUCCCUUAUUGCCAUUCUUAUUGCAAAUUAUUCUUUUUUCGCCAAGGACGACAAGUACCCGGUUUUGAAUCCAAAGAAACCCUUCGAAUGGAGCAACACGCGUGUGGUCAAAGAGUUCACUGAGAAUAGCAAGAGCCUCCUUGCCCAUGCGCGCUCUGUCUAUGGAGAGCAGCCCUACAGGGCUUACACUGAUAUGGGCAAAGUUCUGGUGAUACCUCCUUCAUGGGUUCAUGCCUUGAGAAGCAAGAAGGAACUAGACUUUAGAAUUCCAGCCCAAGAAGACUCUCAUGAAUACAUUCCUGGAUUCGAUGGUUUUGGUUUCCACGCCAACAUGCCCACUGUUAUCACGAAAUAUGUUACAAAAUCUUUAGCCAAGAUGACUGGCCCUAUCUCGGAGGAAACGUCACUAUCAAUUCGCGACCGGCUCACCGACUCAAAAGAAUGGCACUCAAUCAACCCGCCGAAAGAAAUGAUCCGCAUUGUUUCCCGUGUCUCCUCCCGAAUCUUCAUGGGCAAGGAACUCUGCCGUGACGAAGCGUGGACCAAAGCUUCGAGUGACUACACCGUGGUAGCCUUUGCAUCUAUCGCUCUCCUUCGAGUAUACCCGAGGUGGCUUCGCCCUUAUAUCCAUUGGUUUCUUCCUUAUUGUAAAGAAGCCCGCAGAUUGCUGAAGGAAGCUCGUGAAUGCCUCCAGCCUCACCUUGAUCGUCGAGAGGUUAUCAAACAGCAAGCUCUGGCGCAGGGACAACCUUGCCCCUUUGAUGACGCAAUUGAGUGGUUCAACAAUGAGUACGAUAAGCACGAUCCAGCCACACAGCAAAUCUCCAUCUCUAUUGUCGCGUACCACACUACUUCUGAUUUGUUGUGUGAGACUCUUCUCAAUCUUUGUCAACAUCCUGAGCUUUUUAAGCCUGUCCGUGACGAGAUUAUCACGGUCCUCCGUCAAGAGGGCGGUAUAACCAAAGCAGCUCUGUAUAACAUGAAGUUGCUGGACAGUGUUAUCAAAGAGUCCCAAAGAUUACGACCAAUCUUGCUGGGUGCAUUUAGAAGAAAAGCCAUGGCUGAUGUUACUCUUCCCAAUGGCGAUGUCCUCCGGAAGGGCGAUAGAGUCAUCGGAGAGACAACACAUAUGUGGGGUCCUGAAUCUUACGAUAACGCGCUUGAGUUUGACCCCUAUCGCUACGUCCGAAUGCGCGAGUCAGGCGAGGAGAACAAAGCUCACCUCGUGAGCACUAGCCCCGAGCACCUUGGAUUCGGACAUGGCGUACACGCAUGCCCCGGACGCUUCCUGGCUGCCAACGAAAUCAAGAUCUUGUUAUGCCAUUUACUUCUCAAGUAUGAUUGGAAGCUUCCAGAGGGUGCAGAGCCUAAGCCAAGUUUUGCAAGCUUUAGAAUAGAUGGUGACAAGACUACAAACCUCUUGAUUCGACGUCGCACUGAGGAACUAGAUAUUGAUUCCCUUUCAGCUUGA